UGUGACUACUCCUACUACGCCUACUUUGACUACUGGGGGAAAGGAACUUCAGUGACCGUGACAAGAGCAAAGCAAGAAGCCCCGAGGUCCCUAUUUCCCGUGUGGCAGUGCGGCUCGUCCCCUGAUGGUUUCGUCACUCUGGGCUGCGUCACCCGCGACUUGGCAACCGGCGAUGGACUGAGGUACGUUUGGAAGGAUGCGAGCGGCCGCGCGCUGACUGACAUUAUACAAUACCCAACGGUGAGCGCGAGCGGAAAGUACUCCUCGGUGAGUCAGGCGCGCGUCAGGGCUUCUGACUGGGACGCGAACAAGAAGUUCACCUGCGAAGUCUCUAAUUCCGUCGGAACCAAAAAGGCGGACUUGGUUAAGCCAGUUGUGAUUGUGACUCCACCCAGCAUCAGCAUCAGCACCAGCAUUAACACAGCAACCAAGAAUAUUGAUUUGAUUUGUUGGUUGGAUGGUUUUAGUCCUAAAACGAUUACUGUUGAUUGGGGAGCGGGUAAAAAAGGGACUGAGAAAAAAUUCAAAAAUGAGGAAAAAAAAGACUUUUCCAUGCUGAGCCAAAUCAGCAUAAAUGCACAACAGUGGAAUGAAGGCAAAGAGUUCACCUGCAGCGCCACACACAAGGGUAAAACCUACAGUCAAACAUGGAGCAUCUGUAAAGGCCAUCCAAAUUCUGAACCACGGAUACACCUAGAGAAACCUCCUCUGAGGUCAAUAUUGACAGAUAAACAAGUAACCGUUUCCUGUGUUGUUGAGACUGUGUUCCACCCUAAAGUGUCCUGGUUUGUAGAUGUAAAUAAAAAAUCUGACAGAGACAGUAACAGUGAGAGACAGGAUGAGUCCACUGUUAGCAACCUGACUAUUUCUGUAGAAGACUGGACAAAAUCAAGGACAAUAACCUGCAAGGCUGAACAUCCAUGUUUAAAAACAACAAUACAAGAUGUUAUCAAUACGACAGAAACUGUGCAGAAAACUCCUACAGUGGUGAUCAGACGGAGUCUUGCAGACGUAGGGAAGAGUGACAGUGCAGUGCUGGAGUGUUUUGCAAGCAGUCUGCCUUCUGGUGAACUCUCUGUCACCUUCCAGGCCAAUGAUGAGAAGUUUCCACAAAUUCAGUUUGUGAAUCUGCUAAAAGAACAGGACACAGUGACUGCACACUUCACUAUACCCACAACACAUCGCACCAAAAACUACCGUUUUACUUGUCAGAUUCAGAAAAGCCAUUCCAUGAAGUGGAAGUCCAAUUCUAUAGUAAACCUUUUUGAUGACCCUUCAGUGGAACUGUCAGCUGUAUCCAGUGCGGAUAAAUCUGCAUCAGGAAAACAAAAACUUCUUUGCUAUGGAACUGGGCUUAACCCAGAGAUCAAGUGGCUCCCUGAAUCUGUGGGGAAUUCUGAUAAUAAAGUAACAAUGAAUGCAGAUGGACGUGUGAAGGUGUCCAGUGAGCUAUCAGUCACAGAACAAGAGUGGAAACGUGGAACUAAUUUCACCUGCCAAGUCAGAGAUCAGAGUCUUACUAAAAAUAUCCCGAAGACCAUCAAUAUUUGUGAAGGUAUUGUAAUAUUAAGAGAAGUUUAUGAUCUUUAUACAAAAUGUAAAUAUUAUACACCUUCUGCACUACGGAUACAGCUGGAGAAACCUCCUCUCAAGUCAAUAUUGACAGAUAAACAAAUAACUUUGUCCUGUGUUAUUGAGACUGUGUUCCACCCGACGGUUUCCUGGCUUGUAGAUGGAAAUAAAAAAUCAGACAGUGACAGUAACAGUAAGAGACAGGAUGAGUCCACUGUUAGCAACCUGACUAUUUCUGUAGAAGACUGGACAAAAUCAGGGACAAUAACCUGCAGGGCUGAACAUCCAUGUUUUCAAACAAUACAAGAUUUUAUCAAAACGACAGAAACUGUGCAGAAAACUCCUACAGUGGUGAUCAGACGGAGUCUUGCAGACGUAGGGAAGAGUGACAGUGCAGUGCUGGAGUGUUUUGCAAGCAGUCUGCCUUCUGGUGAACUCUCUGUCACCUUCCAGGCCAAUGAUGAGAAGUUUCCACAAAUUCAGUUUGUGAAUCUGCUAAAAGAACAGGACACAGUGACUGCACACUUCACUAUACCCAAAACACAUCGCACCAAAAACUACCGUUUUACUUGUCAGAUUCAGAAAAGCCAUUCCAUGAAGUGGAAGUCCAAUUCUAUAGUAAACCUUUUUGAUGACCCUUCAGUGGAACUGUCAGCUGUAUCCAGUGCGGAUAAAUCUGCAUCAGGAAAACAAAAACUUCUUUGCUAUGGAACUGGGCUUAACCCAGAGAUCAAGUGGCUCCCUGAAUCUGUGGGGAAUUCUGAUAAUAAAGUAACAAUGAAUGCAGAUGGACGUGUGAAGGUGUCCAGUGAGCUAUCAGUCACAGAACAAGAGUGGAAACGUGGAACUAAUUUCACCUGCCAAGUCAGAGAUCAGAGUCUUACUAAAAAUAUCCCGAAGACCAUCAAUAUUUGUGAAGGCUAUCCAAAUUCUGCACUACGGAUACAGCUGGAGAAACCUCCUCUCAAGUCAAUAUUGACAGAUAAACAAAUAACUUUGUCCUGUGUUAUUGAGACUGUGUUCCACCCGACGGUUUCCUGGCUUGUAGAUGGAAAUAAAAAAUCAGACAGUGACAGUAACAGUAAGAGACAGGAUGAGUCCACUGUUAGCAACCUGACUAUUUCUGUAGAAGACUGGACAAAAUCAGGGACAAUAACCUGCAGGGCUGAACAUCCAUGUUUUCAAACAAUACAAGAUUUUAUCAAAACGACAGAAACUGUGCAGAAAACUCCUACAGUGGUGAUCAGACGGAGUCUUGCAGACGUAGGGAAGAGUGACAGUGCAGUGCUGGAGUGUUUUGCAAGCAGUCUGCCUUCUGGUGAACUCUCUGUCACCUUCCAGGCCAAUGAUAAGAAGUUUCCACAAAUUCAGUUUGUGAAUCUGCUAAAAGAACAGGACACAGUGACUGCACACUUCACUAUACCCAAAACACAUCGCACCAAUAACACCCGUUUUACUUGUCAGAUUCAGAAAAGCCAUUCCAUGAAGUGGAAGUCCAAUUCUAUAGUAAACCUUUUUGAUGACCCUUCAGUGGAACUGUCAGCUGUAUCCAGUGCGGAUAAAUCUGCAUCAGGAAAACAAAAACUUCUUUGCUAUGGAACUGGGCUUAACCCAGAGAUCAAGUGGCUCCCUGAAUCUGUGGGGAAUCCUGAUAAUGAAGUAACAAUGAAUGCAGAUGGACGUGUGAAGGUGUCCAGUGAGCUAUCAGUUACAGAACAAGAGUGGAAACGUGGAACUAAUUUCACCUGCCAAGUCAAUGACCAAAGUCGUCAGAAAACUGUCCAGAAGUUAACCAGUUUUUGUGCAGUCACUUCAGAUCACGCUCGGAGUGCACAGGUUUACCUGAUAGGUCCCUCCAUGAGUGAUAUGCCAGAGGAGGAUCCUGUUUCUGUCAUCUGUCUGCUGUUGGGCCACGGGCUUCAGGACUUCUCAGUUAGCUGCAAAGUAGGAACAGCGAACGUGUCUGCAAAUGUGAAUAAAACCGAAAACCACUUAAAUGGAACAGAGAGUGUUCAAAGGGUUAUAAGUGUUCCAGCUAAAAUGUGGAAAAAUUAUGAAAAUGUUUCCUGUGAGGUGAAACACCCCUGUUCCAAUGCACAGACAUACAUCACCUCUAAAACCAAAGCUAUGAUUGUGACUCCACCCAGCAUCAGCAUCAGCACCAGCAUUAACACAACAACGAAUGAUAUUAUUCUGAUUUGUUGGUUGGAUAACUUUCAUACUAAAGUGAUUAAUAUUAAUUGGGAAGCGGGUAAGAAAGGAACUUCAAAAAAAUUUAACAAUGAGGGGAACAAUGAGUUUUCCAUGCUAAGCCAAAUCAGCAUUAAUGCACAACAGUGGAAUGAAGGCAAAGAGUUCACCUGCAGCGCCACACACAAGGAUAAAACCUACAAUCAAACAUGGAGCAUCUGUAAAGGCCAUCCAAAUUCUGAACCACGGAUACACCUAGAGAAACCUCCUCUCAGGUCAAUAUUGACAGAUAAACAAGUAACAGUUUCCUGUGUUGUUGAGACUGUGUUCCACCCUAAAGUGUCCUGGCUUGUAGAUGGAAAUAAAAAAUCAGACAGAGACAGUAACAGUAAGAGACAGGAUGAGUCCACUGUUAGCAACCUGACUAUUUCUGUAGAAGACUGGACAAAAUCAGGGACAAUAACCUGCAGGGCUGAACAUCCAUGUUUUCAAACAAUACAAGAUUUUAUCAAAACGACAGAAACUGUGCAGAAAACUCCUACAGUGGUGAUCAGACGGAGUCUUGCAGACGUAGGGAAGAGUGACAGUGCAGUGCUGGAGUGUUUUGCAAGCAGUCUGCCUUCUGGUGAACUCUCUAUCACCUUCCAGGCCAAUGAUGAGAAGUUUCCACAAAUUCAGUUUGUGAAUCUGCUAAAAGAACAGGACACAGUGACUGCACACUUCACUAUACCCACAACACAUCGCACCAAAAACUACCGUUUUACUUGUCAGAUUCAGAAAAGCCAUUCCAUGAAGUGGAAGUCCAAUUCUAUAGUAAACCUUUUUGAUGACCCUUCAGUGGAACUGUCAGCUGUAUCCAGUGCAGAUAAAUCUGCAUCAGGAAAACAAAAACUUCUUUGCUAUGGAACUGGGCUUAACCCAGAGAUCAAGUGGCUCCCUGAAUCUGUGGGGAAUUCUGAUAAUGAAGUAACAAUGAAUGCAGAUGGACGUGUGAAGGUGUCCAGUGAGCUAUCAGUUACAGAACAAGAGUGGAAACGUGGAACUAUAUUCACCUGCCAAGUCAGAGAUCAGAGUCUUACGAAAAAUAUCCCGAAGACCAUCAAUAUUUGUGAAGGCCAUCCAAAUUCUGCACUACGGAUACAUCUGGAGAAACCUCCUCUCAAGUCAAUAUUGACAGAUAAACAAAUAACUUUGUCCUGUGUUAUUGAGACUGUGUUCCACCCGACGGUUUCCUGGCUUGUAGAUGGAAAUAAAAAAUCCGACAGCGACAGUAACAGUAAGAGACAGGAUGAGUCCACUGUUAGCAACCUGACUAUUUCUGUAGAAGACUGGACAAAAUCAAGGACAAUAACCUGCAGGGCUGAACAUCCAUGUUUUCAAACAAUAGAAGAUUUUAUCAAUACGACAGAAACUGUGCAGAAAACUCCUACAGUGGUGAUCAGACGGAGUCUUGCAGACGUAGGGAAGAGUGACAGUGCAGUGCUGGAGUGUUUUGCAAGCAGUCUGCCUUCUGGUGAACUCUCUGUCACCUUCCAGGCCAAUGAUGAGAAGUUUCCACAAAUUCAGUUUGUGAAUCUGCUAAAAGAACAGGACACAGUGACUGCACACUUCACUAUACCCACAACACAUCGCACCAAAAACUACCGUUUUACUUGUCAGAUUCAGAAAAGCCAUUCCAUGAAGUGGAAGUCCAAUUCUAUAGUAAACCUUUUUGAUGACCCUUCAGUGGAACUGUCAGCUGUAUCCAGUGCGGAUAAAUCUGCAUCAAGAAAACAAAAACUUCUUUGCUAUGGAACUGGGCUUAACCCAGCGAUCAAGUGGCUCCCUGAAUCUGUGGGGAAUUCUGAUAAUGAAGUAACAAUGAAUGCAGAUGGACGUGUGAAGGUGUCCAGUGAGCUAUCAGUUACAGAACAAGAGUGGAAACGUGGAACUACAUUCACCUGCCAAGUCAGAGAUCAGAGUCUUACGAAAAAUAUCCCGAAGACCAUCAAUAUUUGUGAAGGCCAUCCAAAUUCUGCACUACGGAUACAGCUGGAGAAACCUUCUCUCAAGUCAAUAUUGACAGAUAAACAAAUAACUUUGUCCUGUGUUAUUGAGACUGUGUUCCACCCGACGGUUUCCUGGCUUGUAGAUGGAAAUAAAAAAUCAGGCAGUGACAGUAACAGUAAGAGACAGGAUGAGUCCACUGUUAGCAACCUGACUAUUUCUGUAGAAGACUGGACAAAAUCAGGGACAAUAACCUGCAGGGCUGAACAUCCAUGUUUUCAAACAAUAGAAGAUUUUAUCAAUACGACAGCAACUGUGCAGAAAACUCCUACAGUGGUGAUCAGACGGAGUCUUGCAGACGUAGGGAAGAGUGACAGUGCAGUGCUGGAGUGUUUUGCAAGCAGUCUGCCUUCUGGUGAACUCUCUGUCACCUUCCAGGCCAAUGAUCAGAAGUUUCCACAAAUUCAGUUUGUGAAUCUGCUAAAAGAACAGGACACAGUGACUGCACGCUUCACUAUACCCACAACACAUCGCACCAAUAACACCCGUUUUACUUGUCAGAUUCAGAAAAGCCAUUCCAUGAAGUGGAAGUCCAAUUCUAUAGUAAACCUUUUUGAUGACCCUUCAGUGAAACUAUCUGUUAUAUCCAAUGAAGACAAUUCUACAUCAAUGAUCCAAAAACUUCUUUGCUCUGCAACUGGACUUAACCCAAAGAUCAAGUGGCUCCCUGAAUCUGUAGAGAAUAAUGAUAGGGAAGUAACAAUGAAUGCAGAUGGACGUAUGAAAGUGUCCAGUGAGCUUUCAGUUCCAGAAGAAGAGUGGAAACGUGGAACUACAUUCACCUGCCAAGUCACUGAUGAGGGUCAUUCCAAAACUAUCCAGAACAGGACCAGUUUUUGUGCAGUCACUCCAGAUCAUGCUCGAAGUGCACAGGUUUACCUUUUGGGUCCCUCCAUCAGUAAUAUGCUAGGGGAGGAUCCUGUCUCUGUCACAUGUCUGCUGUUGGGCCACAGACUCCAGGAAUUCUCAGUUAAUUGCAAAGUAGGAACAGAGAAUUUGUCUUCAAAUGUGACCAAAACUGAAAACCACAGCAAUGGAACAGAGAGUGUUCAAAGGGUUUUAAGGGUUCCAGCACAAAGGUGGAACAAGCAUGAAAACAUUUCCUGUGAGCUGAAACACCCCUGUUCUAAUGUACAGACAUACACUGUCUUUAAAAUCAAAGACCCCAAAUGUCCCAUCAUCCGAAUUCGAGGUCCCAGUGAUGAUGAGCUGUCAGGAUCUCACAACACAGAUAUUCUCUGCUUGAUUGACGGCUUCCUCCCUGCUGAUAUCUCUGUUCACUGGGAGCUGAACGGCACCCGGCUGGACACGUCUCUUUUCACCAACAGUCCGGCUCAGUUUGUGUCAGGCAGUUAUUCCAUGCACAGUGCACUGAUAUUAUCACCAUUAAAAAGAGAGGAUGGCACUUUUUCCUGUGUGGUCAGGCAUGAAUCAUCUGAAAAACUAAUCAUCAGCAACAUAAGUAACAUAUACGCUUCUAUAAAUCCAAAUCCUCCCUCUGUGAAGCUGCUGCAGGGACAAGAUAAGCUGAUUUGUCUGGUCUAUGGUUACAGCCCAUCAGCCAUUAACAUUACCUGGCUCCAUAAUAAUGAGGCUGUACAACAUAAUGGUACCGGCAGCUCUGCCAAGGGGCCUGAUGGAAAAUUUAUCAUUAAAAGCCACCUGAAUGUCAAGGCCUCUGAAUGGGAACCUGGAGCCUCAUACACAUGCCUUGUCGAGCAUUUCACUGGCCAAGUCAUUCGCUCAAUAUCCAAAGCAGAAUUUAUUGAAAAGGCAAUAUACUUUAAUGACAACGAAUCAGGCAUUAAUGCAGUGGAUCAAGCUGAAGAAACCUGGAAUAUGGCCUGUGCCUUUGUCAUACUCUUCAUCAUCUCUCUCAUCUAUGGAUGUUCAGUUACUCUGGUCAAAGUGAAGACGCUUCAAAAAGUCUAGUCAAAGCUUGAUCAGCUGUUUAUGGCAAAGUUUAGAUUUAUGUAAUGCUUUACUGCUAUAUUUGUUUAAAUGAGAAAAAAAAUAUUAAUGACUACUUUUAAGUUGAUAAAUGCAAGCUAGUUAAAAGAAUAAAGAA
Molecule: messenger RNA, 7876 nt
Organism: Clarias gariepinus (North African catfish)
Lineage: Eukaryota; Metazoa; Chordata; Actinopteri; Siluriformes; Clariidae
Product: hemicentin-1-like
Exons: 27
Source: RefSeq, a predicted model, not a curated record